AAGAAUAUGAAGAAUAUAAAUAAUUCGGAAUAUGUACAAAAAACGAAAAACAUAAAUUUACAUAAAUUAUCAACAACUGCAGAAAAAAUAGAGAUAAAAGAUUUGAAUUGGUGGCUUUUAUUUGGAAUUAUUAUAAUACUCACAGCAGGAACAAGGUUUUACAAUGUUACAGAACCACAACAUGUUUGUUGGGAUGAAACUCAUUUUGGUAAAAUGGGAAAUUGGUACAUAAAUAGAACAUUUUUCUUUGAUGUUCAUCCACCUCUUGGAAAGAUGUUAAUAGCAUUAUCUGGAUACUUAACUGGUUAUGAUGGAACAUUUCCCUUUGAAAAACCAGGGGAUAAGUUUGACAAUGUUAAAUAUGUUGGCAUGAGAAUUUUUUGUACAUUUUUAGGUGCAACUAUAGUACCUUUAUCAUAUCUUAUUGUAUGGGACUUAACAAAAUCUAUUCAAGCUGCAGGAUUCUCUGCAUUAUUUAUUUUAUUUGAUGUGGGAUUACUAACAUUAAACCAGUAUAUUUUGUUGGAUCCUAUAUUACUAUGUUUUAUGAUGUGUGCAACUUGGGGUAUGGCUCAUACAAGUUCUCUUCGCAAUGAACCAUUUACAAUUAAAUGGUGGGGAUGGUUAUCAUUCACUGGAAUUUCUCUUGCUUGUACAAUUAGUAUAAAGUUUGUUGGUUUGUUUGUUGUUUUAUUAGUGGGAUUUAAUACUGUUUCUGAAUUAUGGAGAGAAUUAGGAGAUCUCACAAAAUCUAUUGUAUAUGUAGGCAAGCUAUUGUUAGCACGUUGUAUUUGUCUAAUUGUUUUACCAAUAUUAACAUACAUGUUAUUUUUUUAUAUUCAUCUUACUGUUUUAAAUAAAAGUGGAAGUGGAGAUGGAUUUUAUAGUUCUGAGUUUCAGUCCUUAUUAGAAGGAAAUUCUUUAUACAAUGCAACAAUGCCACGACAGUUGGCUUAUGGAGCUACAAUUACUUUGAAAAAUCAUAGGACUGGUGGAGGAUACUUACAUUCUCAUUGGCAUCUUUAUCCAGAAGGAGUUGGAGCUAGACAACAACAAAUUACAACUUAUUCGCAUAAAGAUGAUAAUAAUUUAUGGCUCAUAAAAAAAUUUGAUACUGAUUAUAUACCAUUAGAGCCAGUACUAGUAAAGCAUGGUGAUCUUAUACGCUUAGAACAUGUUAUCACACAUCGAAAUUUGCAUUCACAUAAAGAGAUCGCACCUAUCUCUAAAAAGCACUAUCAAGUUACAGGAUAUGGCGAAAAUGGUACUGGUGAUGCUAAUGAUGUAUGGAAAAUUUUAAUAACAAAUGGCAAAGAUGGCGAUGCAAUCGAAACGGUAACGAGUAAAUUAAAAUUUGUACAUUAUCUACAUCAUUGUGUAUUAACGUGUAGUGGCAAAACAUUGCCAAAGUGGGCAUAUAGUCAACAAGAAGUUUCUUGUAAUCCAAAUAUGAGAGACAAGAAUGCAUUAUGGAAUAUUGAAGACAAUAAUUAUGCCAAAUUGCCAAAUGUUAGCUUUCAAGUAUAUGCACCUGGAUUCUUAGAUAGAUUUUUGGAGUCACAUGCAGUAAUGAUGCAAGGAAAUUCUGAUUUGAAAGUUAAAGAAGGAGAAGUAUCAUCUCGACCUUGGCAGUGGCCCAUUAAUUACAGAGGCCAAUUUUUUUCUGGUAACAGUUUAAGAAUAUAUUUACUGGGCAAUCCAAUUAUAUGGUGGGGUAAUAUUAUAUUUUUAAUACUUUUCAUUAUAAUAUAUAUCCACGCUUGCGUGCGACAACAACGCGGUUGUGUAGAAAAUACUGCUGUCCUUGAACAAAGGAAUAAAAUAUUAAAUGCAGGAAAGUGGCUUUUCCUUGGUUGGAUAUUACAUUAUGCACCAUUUUGGGUAAUGACUAGAGUUUUGUACUAUCAUCAUUAUUUCCCAGCUCUAUUAUACAGUUCAAUGUUAUCUGGAAUAACAUUGAAUUAUAUUAUCAAUAGUUUGAUCACUUUAUUCCCAAAUAAAAUUGGAUAUGUCAUAUAUCAUACAAUAGUGGCUACUGUUAUUUCAAGUAUCAUAUACAGCUUCUAUUUGUUUUCUCCAUUGGCUUAUGGUAUGGUUGGCCCUUCUUCACUAGAUCCUGAGAGUCCAAUGCAUUCUUUAAGAUGGUUGGAUACAUGGGAAUUUUAA
Eufriesea mexicana is the source of this 2166-nucleotide messenger RNA. RefSeq names its product Protein O-mannosyl-transferase 2 (gene twisted). Bases 7 to 2166 code for a protein of 719 amino acids. The record is from RefSeq and is a predicted model, not a curated record. Gene Ontology annotation, molecular function: dolichyl-phosphate-mannose-protein mannosyltransferase activity. NCBI's taxonomy places the organism in Eukaryota, Metazoa, Arthropoda, Insecta, Hymenoptera, Apidae. The transcript has 14 exons. Gene Ontology annotation, cellular component: endoplasmic reticulum; membrane. Gene Ontology annotation, biological process: protein O-linked glycosylation via mannose.